Acomys russatus (golden spiny mouse) is the source of this 353-nucleotide messenger RNA. RefSeq names its product cytochrome c oxidase subunit 7C, mitochondrial. The record is from RefSeq and is a predicted model, not a curated record. Lineage: Eukaryota; Metazoa; Chordata; Mammalia; Rodentia; Muridae. Gene Ontology annotation, biological process: mitochondrial electron transport, cytochrome c to oxygen. Bases 113 to 304 code for a protein of 63 amino acids. The transcript is spliced from 2 exons.
CUUUCGGUUUCCCGCUCCAGAGAGCAAGGUCGAGAAGAGAGGAGACUGAGGUGUUGCGGCCAUUUCUUCCGCCUACUUUUUCUGAGCUCCUGGCAGAGCUUACAGCAGCGCCAUGUUAGGCCAGAGUAUCCGGAGGUUCACCACCUCCGUGGUCCGUCGCAGCCACUAUGAGGAGGGUCCUGGGAAGAAUUUGCCAUUUUCUGUGGAAAACAAGUGGCGGUUACUGGCUAUGAUGACUGUGUUCUUCGGAUCUGGAUUUGCUGCUCCUUUCUUUAUAGUAAGGCACCAGCUACUUAAAAAAUAAGGAUAUUUAUUCCAACUCUUUAACAGGUAAUUUGUAGUUUUCUAAUUUU